ACAGGUGUCGUCUCUUCAUGGGCUCUCAAUACAAGAACUAGGAGUCCGGCUUGUCUAGGGUUAAUAUUUCAUCGUAUAAAGUUCACAAUGGCAAACUGUAGUAACAUAAUGAGGGUUAGAGUAGAUCUUUCAGCAACAGAAAUUAAUAGUUUAAGUUCUUUCUGUUGGUUGUCUGUGGAUAUUUCAAUUGUGAAAAGAGUGUCAGAUUUUGAAAAUCUAAUAAUACGGAGGUUUCAGCUAAAUCCUCAACAUAAACUUCAACUUUAUGUGAAACAUUAUUUACUACCUUCUGAUGAAACUAUCUUUCUGGUUAGGGAUGAUGAUCUUGUGAGAGUUGUUCCUGCAACAGAAAAUUUGUGUUCUGAACCAUCAUCUAAAACUGAACAACUUUGUGCAUAUAUUCCCAGCCAAGAAGUUGAUGUUUUGUUAGAAAAUAAUGGACCAAAGCACCAUAAACACAAGAAAAAGAAAAGAAAACAUGAUAAAGAUGAAAAUGAAAUGGAAGGAGUUUCUCUUGAGUCCAAGUUUAUAAAAAAACAGCGAAAACAUUUUAAAUGUUCAACAGAAAAUGUCCAGGAACUAGAAACAAAUAAAACACCUGUCUUCAAUGUGUAUAGGACUGAUACUGCUUACAUUGAAGAUAAUACUAAUGAUCAGAAGAUAAGUGAGGAAGGAAUUGAAAUAACAAAAAACAAGAAAGAAAAUGAGGCAAGAACGAAAGAUAUUUCUUCAGCUAAAGAAUUAAAUGAAGAUACCACUCAGGAAGAAAUGAAAAAUAUUACACCCAGUAAGUCUGAGGAUUGUGAAACCAAAACCAAUGAGGAAGAAAAAGAAUAUGAAUUUUUGGAAAAGAAAAUGCAUAAAAGAAAACGUAAGAGAAAGAGCAAGAAGAGCUUAGAAAUUGAGCCAAGUAUCAAUGCACAUAAUGAGAGUUCAGUCAAAAUUUUACAGAUGUCUUCAGGAAAUAACUUGGAAAAAGAAACAAAAACCACUAGAGAAACACUGCCCUUUCAUCCUCGAUUCAUGGCAAUAAGAGGAAUAAAGAAAUAUGAAAACAAGCAUAUUAAGUUUGAUUAUGAUGAUAAAGAUGACAUUAGCAAAGAAAACUAUACUGGAUUAUGUCCUAAAGCCACCAGUACUCCAUUUGAUAGUUUAAGUUAUACAUCAUCUAUGAGGAACACUUCAGAUAAAAUCAGUAAAAAUACCAGUACUUUUAAUUCAACAGUAGAAGUGAGUAGCUCGGUAAGCAAUAGUUUAAAAAAUUGCACCUCUGACCUAAUUAAUGGUUCACCUGAGAAAAUUGGAACAAGUAAAGAUAUGAGCUGUAGAGAAACCUUAUCCUCUGUGUACAAAAAUGUUAUUUCACCAUCAAUUACAACCUUUGCAGUAUCAGAUAAUUCAGAUGUGAAUAAGAGUCAGAAAAGUUAUUCUUUUGAUUGUGUACAGAAGAAAAAUCCUCCAGAAGCAAAGCAAAGAUUCAGGGAAUUAAGUAAAAAAGAACAGCUUAAUUCUGUGCUCACAAACAAGUCCAUUUUUUUAAAGUGUCUGUCAGAAGAUCAGCAACCUCCUGUCCUUACAGAGAAUAAACUAAUCCAAAAAAAUUACGAUAAAGAUAUUAAAACACCUCCAGAUUUAACAGGGAAAAAUAAAAAUGUGUUAGCUGAAAAUUCAAGGCCACAGAUAAAGAAAAAAAACUUUAGUCAAUAUCCCCCUCUUAGAGGUCCACCUAGGCCUGGAGAUAUUAUUGCUUACAAGAUCUUGGAGCUUUCUGCGUCAUAUUGUCCUGAGAUUUCAGAAUACAAGGAAGCUACUGUUGUUAACUAUAAUUUUACAAGUGAUACAGUUGAAGUUGAAUUAGUUGGUGAUGAGGUACCAGUAGUUGGAAUUGGGAAGUUUGAUUUGCCUGUAGAAAAUGAGGAUGAGGAAACAACAGUAUGGAAAAAUAAUAAAGUUGAAGUUGCCUGGACAUCAAUGAUUGAACCUCGGCUCCUUUCAUCGUAAGUAAAGGCAACAUGUACCUCCAUGAGAAAUUCCUGAAAUGAAGAAAUUGGAAUCAUGACAUUGCACAAGAAUUUAGAAGAAAGUGUGAUCUAUGUUUAAAAAAAAAAUAAGGAAUUUGUACUGAAUCAGUUUUAUCUGACCAGGUUUAAAAGUGAGCAUGUAUUUUUAACAUAGCUCAAACCUUUUGCCCAAGCAUUGUCUUUUGUUUUCAUACUGUCAAGUGACUCCUUGUAAUACACAACAAUAAACUUUGUAUAAAAGUUGA
Molecule: messenger RNA, 2266 nt
Organism: Limulus polyphemus (Atlantic horseshoe crab)
Lineage: Eukaryota; Metazoa; Arthropoda; Merostomata; Xiphosura; Limulidae
Product: coilin-like
Exons: 7
Coding region: 88-2001 (637 amino acids)
Biological process (GO): spliceosomal snRNP assembly
Cellular component (GO): Cajal body
Molecular function (GO): U2 snRNA binding; U1 snRNA binding
Source: RefSeq, a predicted model, not a curated record